AGCGGCCGUCCGUCGCCUCCCUCCCCCCGUUUGACAUUUCCAGAUCCGCGCGCGUCAUGCGGUCCCGCCCCUCUCUUCCCCAUCCUCGAUCCCCAAACGACGAGGAUGACAUUGCCAGCGUCGGCGCGCGAGAUAAAACACACGGCGAAACAAGGCGGCGCCUCCUCCCUCGGUCGCGGUUAGUUGCGCAAGCGUAACCUCCCCCUUUAUCUCCUCGGCCUUCUCCUCCCUCCCGACUAGGACCGCCGCCUUUGUCCCCACGCGCCCAUCCACGGAAGGGAGAAUCCCAACUCGUCCUCUUUCCUUUUGAUCCCCAUCCCGAGUUCCCAACACGCCAUGCCUGCGGCGUGCGCGCGCAGGCCCGUGUCGUAGCCAACUAACCCAAGCGCCUCACGCCUUUUGUUCCGCAUAUCUGCCUCUGGCUCUGCUCCGAUCCAAGGCCGCUGCGGCGACCGACCGGGUGAUCCUCCUCGGCUGCGGUUUCUGCGCUAGCUGUACCUUAUGGAUGUCAUCAGCAACGAGGCCCGGGUGGGGGCGUUCGCGAUCGGCCCGUCCACGGCGGCGGGCCGCGCGCUCGCGCUGCGCGUGCUGCUCUGCGGCUCGCUGGCGCGGCUGCGGCACCGCCUCGCCCUGGCGCUCCGCGCCGCGAUGCCCCUGGUGGCGGCGUGGCUGCACCCGCGCGAGAACACGCGCGGGAUCCUGCUGGCGGUCUGCGCCGUGGCGCUCCUGCUGCGCGGCCGGGGGGGCCGCGCCGGGGUGCGGGCGCGGGUCCAGUCCGCCUACCGCCGCAAGUUCUGGCGGAACAUGAUGCGCGCCGCGCUCACCUACGAGGAGUGGGCGCACGCCGCGCGGAUGCUCGAGAGGGAGACGCCGCGCCGCGCCACCGACGCCGACCUCUACGACGAGGAGCUCGUGCGCAACAAGCUCCGCGAGCUCAUACACCGACGGCAGGAGGGGUCGCUCAGGGACAUCGUCUUCUGCAUGCGCGCUGACCUGCUCAGGAACCUUGGUAACAUGUGCAACCCCGAGCUCCACAAGGGGAGACUGCAGGUGCCUAAACUCAUCAAGGAGUAUAUUGAGGAGGUAUCUACCCAGCUGAAGAUGGUGUGCAAUUCUGAUUCAGACGAGUUACCUCUGGAAGAGAAACUGGCAUUUAUGCAUGAGACAAGGCAUGCCUUUGGUAGAUCAGCCUUACUGCUAAGUGGAGGUGCUUCAUUUGGAUCUUUUCAUGUGGGUGUUGUGAAAACCUUGGUAGAACAUAAGCUUCUACCUAGGAUUAUCUCAGGAUCAAGCGUUGGCUCAAUAGUGUGUGCUAUUGUAGCCACACGGUCAUGGCCAGAAUUGGAAAGUUUUUUUGAGGAAUGGCAUUCCUUGAAAUUCUUUGACCAGAUGGGCGGGAUCUUUCCUGUGUUUAAAAGAAUUUUGACACAUGGAGCUGUUCACGACAUUAGGCACUUACAGAUGCUUUUGCGAAAUCUUACAAGCAAUUUGACAUUUCAAGAGGCCUAUGAUAUAACUGGCCGUGUUCUCGUUGUCACUGUGUGUUCCCCAAGGAAACAUGAGCCACCUCGAUGCCUGAACUAUUUGACAUCACCUCAUGUUCUCAUCUGGAGUGCAGUAACCGCUUCAUGUGCCUUUCCUGGACUUUUUGAGGCCCAAGAGUUGAUGGCAAAAGAUAGAUUUGGAGAAACCGUUCCUUUUCAUGCUCCAUUCUUGUUGGGUGUGGAGGAACGAGCGGAUGCUGCAACUCGGCGCUGGAGAGAUGGGAGCUUGGAAAGUGAUUUGCCCAUGAAGCAAUUGAAGGAAUUAUUCAAUGUAAAUCAUUUCAUAGUGAGCCAAGCCAAUCCUCACAUAGCUCCAUUAUUGAGACUAAAGGAGAUCAUCAGAGCUUACGGAGGCAGCUUUGCUGCCAAGCUUGCUGAACUUGCUGAGAUGGAAGUUAAGCAUAGGUUCAAUCAAGUUCUGGAACUUGGAUUCCCGUUAGGAGGAAUAGCUAAGUUGUUUGCUCAACAUUGGGAAGGUGAUGUCACAAUUGUUAUGCCAGCCACUCUUGCUCAGUAUUCGAAGAUCAUACAGAAUCCGUCGUAUGCUGAGCUUCAGAAGGCUGCAAGGCAGGGUAGGCGAUGCACUUGGGAGAAGCUCUCGGCCAUCAGGGCAAAUUGCGCUAUUGAGCUUGCAUUAGAUGAAUGUGUUGCCCUCCUGAACCACAUGCGUAGGCUAAAGAGAAGUGCAGAAAGAGCAGCCGCUUCACAAGGAUAUGGUGCUACAGUUAGACUCUGCCCAUCUAGGAGGAUUCCAUCAUGGAAUCUGAUAGCUAGAGAAAAUUCAACUGGUUCUCUUGAGGAUGAAAUCCUCGCGUCUCCCAAUCGUAUAAAUCAUCAAGUAGUUGGAGGGAUUGCUGGACCAUCUAACAGGAACGAUCAUCUCCAGCGAAGUAUACAUGACAGCAGUGACAGUGAAUCUGAGAGUAUAGACUUAAAUUCAUGGACAAGAAGUGGUGGACCUCUCAUGAGGACAGCCUCAGCUAAUAAAUUCAUUAGCUUUGUUCAGAACCUUGAAAUUGACACAGAAUUCAGAGCACUUUCACCAAGGGAAAGCGGAAGUGAUACUGUGUCACCAAAUAAUAAUAACUUCUCGCCUGGUGACACAAUUGACAGAGGGCCAGUUGAUAACCGCACAAUGCGAGUUAAUCCUUAUAGGAGCUCAGGCAAUUCAGGUUGCGAUCCUCAUGAUACUACUGUCCCUAGAUCUCCAUUUGGUCUUACGACAAGUAUCAUGGUGCCUGAAGGUGACUUACUGCAGCCUGAAAAGAUUGGGAAUGGUAUUUUGUUCAAUGUCGUGAGAAGGGAUACUCUUCUAGCAUCUACUUCUGGAGUUGACCCUCAUGGAUCUUCGCGGGAAGCAGAUGUGGAAACAGUACCGACUGAGUCUCUUUAUGGUGCUUCGGACGAUGAUGACAUGGAAUUAAAUGUUGAUGAUGAAGCAGCACCUGACCCUGAAGUAUACAUGAGCAGCAGGAAUAUUGCAGAAAAAUUAGAUUUGUCUGGCUCCACAGGUGGUCAAACUGUAACAAGUGCUACUAGAUCAGAAGCUCCUUCUCUUUUCAAUAUCUGUGUGGAGACCCCUCCAACAACCCCGACCACAAAAAUUAGUCGGCAUGGUGAGCCUUGUUCAGAAGCAGGAUUGGAGAUAGUGAAGACAGAAUGUCCUGAUGGCAGUUCAACUACGGGCAAUGACAAAGCCGACUCAGUUCUUGCUAAUAGAGUCUCUAUUUUUCUCAAGCAUAUGAUGUUGUGUGUUGAGAGAUGUAAAGUUAGGCAGCAUCACCAUCAAGGGGAUGCCGGAGCUGUAAAAUCAUACCGUGUUUCAGUUUCAGAAGAUGAUAGACAUGUCAGGCUUCAUUUGGAGAAGAGAGUCGGAUGUGAUUCUGGAAUCUGGAAGAAACGAACCUGAGUAGCACAGAGGAUUUCCACUAAGAACAUACUAAACUGCAGACUGACUUAAUUUUAUGUUGUACCCCGACUUGGGGGUUUAAACAAUUCAGUUUGAUCUGCUCCAUGUGAUGUUGGCAGUUUAAACUCGUCUCACGGUCAAACUGAAUUGUUUAUCCCCUUGAUAGUCAGUUAAACCCCCCCAGUAGUGGGGGACAAAGAGUGGGUUUUUAUUAGAUCAGAGCGAGUUGAUCUGUUUCUGAAAAUUGCUUGCGAUGGAUGUCAUUAUUUUGUUAAUUCA
Messenger RNA from Brachypodium distachyon (stiff brome), 3732 nucleotides. Its product is annotated as triacylglycerol lipase SDP1-like. Gene Ontology annotation, molecular function: triacylglycerol lipase activity. NCBI's taxonomy places the organism in Eukaryota, Viridiplantae, Streptophyta, Magnoliopsida, Poales, Poaceae. Gene Ontology annotation, biological process: lipid metabolic process. The record is from RefSeq and is a predicted model, not a curated record.